GAAAACGGGAUUAGCGCGGAAGCCGCCGGGGCCGCGGUUCCCGCCGCUCUCCGCUCUUCCUCCCGCUGCCGGCGCAGGUAAAGGCGGACGGGGGUAGGCGGGGGCCGUCCCCCUCCCCUGGCCGUCGGGGGAAGGCGGCGGCUCUGACUCACCGCCGCGGUGGGCGAGAGGGGUCGGGAGCCGUGACCCCCCCCCGGCUCGGUGUGGGAGGAGCGGAGGGGGAGCCCCGGGAGACAGCGAGGAAAAUAACAGAAGCCCGUGUAGUGGGAGCAGGGAGGGAGUGCAAGCUGGAAGCUGACGGUAGGGACGUGCCUGCUGAAACUCAAAGUGAGAAAUAAUCAAUCUGAAAACACGAAACAGCAACUGAAAAGUUAUACCUGCAUAUCUUUUGUUAAUGCUCCAUCUGAAUAACUGAAAUGAGGCUGAAGACUUCACUUUUAAAGGAACCAAAACAUAAAGAAUUAGUUAGCUGUGUGGGAUGGACCACAGCUGAUGAGCUAUAUUCCUGCAGUGAUGAUCACCAAAUUAUGAAAUGGAAUCUUUUAACUAGUGAGACUACUCGAGUAGUGAAACUUCCAGAUGACAUUUAUCCCAUAGAUCUUCACUGGUUUCCCAGAAGUGUAGGUGGGAAGAAGCAGUCCCAUGCUGAGAGCUUUGUUCUAACAAGUUCUGAUGGGAAGUUCCACUUGAUUUCAAAGUUAGGAAGAGUAGAGAAAAGCGUAGAAGCACACUGUGGAGCUGUACUUGCGGGAAGGUGGAAUUACGAAGGAACAGCACUGGUUACGGUUGGUGAAGAUGGCCAAGUGAAAAUCUGGUCUAAAAGUGGAAUGCUGAGAUCCACUUUAGCUCAACAAGGAACACCAGUCUACUCGGUAGCCUGGGGACCUGAUUCUGAAAAAGUUCUCUAUACUUCAGGGAAGCAGCUGAUUAUUAAACCUCUUCAGCCAAAUGCUAAAGUUGUGCAGUGGAAAGCCCACGAUGGACUUAUUUUAAAAACUGACUGGAACUCAGUGAACGAUCUUAUUCUUUCUGCAGGUGAAGAUUGUAAAUAUAAAGUUUGGGACAGUUAUGGACGUCUACUGUACAGCUCACAGCCCCAUGAAUAUCCUAUAACGUCUGUUGCCUGGGCUGUGGAUGGGGAAUUAUUUGCUGUGGGGUCUUUUCAUACUUUGCGUCUAUGCGAUAAAACUGGGUGGUCUUACGCUUUGGAGAAGCCAAACACUGGCAGCAUAUUUAAUAUCGCUUGGUCUAUUGAUGGCACUCAGCUAGCUGGAGCGUGUGGAAAUGGACAUGUUAUUUUUGCCCAUGUUGUGCAGCAACGCUGGGAGUGGAAGAACUUUGAAAUAACCUUAAUUAAGAGGAGAACUAUGGAGGUGCACAACGUUAUUAAUGAUGCAGUCGAUUUGUUGGAAUUCCGUGACAGGGUUAUCAAGGCCUCUUUGAACUAUGGGCAUUUGGUCGUUUCAACUUCCCUUCAGUGUUACGUGUUUUCUACAAAGAACUGGAAUACACCACUGAUCUUUGACCUGAAGGAAGGAACAGUUAGUUUGAUUCUACAAGCAGAAAGGCAUUUUCUUCUUGUGGAUGGUGGAGGACUUUAUUUAUAUUCAUAUGAAGGAAGAUUAAUUUCCUCUCCAAAAUUUCCAGGAAUGAGAACAGACUUUUUAAAUGCCCAGACAGUAUCUCUGAGCAACGAUACUCUAGCAGUAAGAGACAAAGCUGAUGAAAAGAUUAUCUACAUCUUUGAAGCUUUAUCUGGAAAGCCAUUGGGUGAUGGAAAGCCUCUAACCCAUAAGACGGAAAUUGUGGAGAUUGCUUUGGACCAGAAAGGACUUACAAGUGAAAGAAAAAUAGCUUUUAUUGAUAAGAACAGAGAUCUUUACAUUACUUCAGUUAAACGGUUUGGAAAAGAACAGAAAAUUGUCAAAAUAGGGACAAUGGUUCAAACUUUGGCUUGGAAUGACACAUCUAACAUUCUUUGUGGGAUUCAGGAUACCCGUUUUACAGUCUGGUACUACCCCAACACAGUCUAUGUAGAUAAAGACCUUUUGCCAAAAACUCUUCAUGAAAAAGAUGCAAGUGAAUUUAGCAAAAAUCCCCAGAUUGUACAUUUUGUAGGAAAUCAAGUAACAGUUAGAAGAGCAGAUGGUUCACUUAUUCACCUUAAUGUUUCACCUUAUCCUGCCAUUCUUCAUGAAUAUGUCAGUAGUUCUAAAUGGGAAGAUGCUGUCAGAUUGUGUCGUUUUGUCAAGGCAACAGCAACAGAUGAGGAUCAAACUAUGUGGGCAUGUUUAGCUGCUAUGGCAGUUGCCAACAAAGACAUGGCUACGGCAGAAAUAGCCUAUGCAUCAAUUGGAGAGAUUGACAAGGUUCAGUAUAUCAAUUCCAUCAAAGAUCUUCCAUCGAAAGAGUCAAGGAUGGCUCAUAUACUGCUGUUCAGUGGAAACACCCAAGAAGCUGAAACCCUGCUUCUUCAAACAGGACUUAUUUAUCAAGCUAUUCAAGUCAACAUUAAUCUUUACAAUUGGGAUAGGGCCCUAGAACUAGCAGUAAAGCACAAGACACAUGUUGACACAGUCCUGGCUUAUCGACAAAAGUUCCUAGAGGACUUUGGUAAAAAAGAAACGAACAAAAGAUUUUUGCAAUAUGCAGAAGGUCUGGAAGUCGAUUGGAAUAAAAUCAAAGCCAAAAUAGAGAUGGAAAUUGCUAAAGAAAGAGAACGAGCAGCAGCCAGCCCUGCAGCGAGAGCUAGUGUGACUGUACAGCAGUAAUGGUCCUUUCGGUCACCUUAACAAGUGCUGCUUGGAUAUUUGGUACCAGCAUAGUUUGACAAGCAUAAAUUAAUAAAAAACCACAACACACGUUUGGCGGGGAACGGGAGUGAGGAUUGCUGUAGUCCUUGUUAACUGUUGGAUGGCAGGCAGAAUUAUUUAUUUACUGCAGUCUCGUUUGGAGCCGUGUUCUGAUGCCCUGGCUCCAGUGAGUCGCUACAUCCUAUACGUAUGAGAAAAAAGGGAAAUUAACUUUUGUCUUUACAUUAGUGGCUGUUAAAUUUUCAUUGCCAUUAAAAUUAUUUAACCUUGCUUGCCUCUAAGUACCAAUUUCCCUGUUUAAACACCUAGUUAAGUAGUUUGGUUAUUUCUGCAACCUCAGGGAUCUCUGAAAGGACUUGUUUAAAUUGCCCUAAACCAAAUUUAGCAAACUUUUAAGUGAUGAAAAUUAAAAAAGGAGCUUGCACUUACAAAGUGCAGAAGAACAUUGCACUCCCGGUUAUAGCAAUACAUAUAUCUGCCAGUAUGUAUGUCCUAGCAAGUUCUUCAACAGACGAUUUCAGAUUGCUUCAGCAACUCAGGUUUGUCACCGUAGCGAACUAUUUGGCAAUAAAGGGUAUUUUCUGAGAUAAUGAAAAUUGUUUAAAAUACUGUGCAUGUGCUUUGAAUGUUGUUUGAAGUAACAAAAGGUGUUGUUGGUUGGGUUUGUAGCCUCUCACACGUAUAAUUAACAUUGAUAUUCAGACCUUCCUUAAGGUUAAAAUAUCAUAUUAAUUUAAAAUAAGAGCUUUCCACAUAUUUUUUUUUUUCCCUGCCCAAAGCACUUGAUUUGAAAAUAUUAUUGUUACAAUUGUGUUAUUUCAUUGAGAUGCAUUUUUCUUUGUUUUACAUGUGGAAGUGGCUGCGUGUGUCAGAUGUGCUUUGCAGUGUAAAUACGGGAGCAGGUUCUUCAUAACUGACGUUGUAUAAUACCUAUCUUUCAAAUGUUACCAUCAAAAUGCUAACUAUCGGUAUAUCUAGCAAAUUUCUUCAGGUUUGUAAAUCAUUAUAUAGCACUUUUUUUUUCACAGUUCAUAAAUUUCUUAAUAAAAAACAAAUAAAGGGAUGUUUUUAAAUGCAUCCGAUAGACGAUGCAUUAGGUCAUCUCCAUUGAUUAACCCGACUGCUAAAUAAAACAUUUUUUGAUGUAACUCAGAAGUUCCACGCUAUUCUGGUACACUGACAUGUGGCAAAGUGGACACCUUCACCUUCCAUCGACUUGCAGAAAGCACUUAUUAGUUCCAGAAUUGAGUCUAGAAUAUCACUAAUGGCAAGUGUUUAAUGUUAAAUUUAUGAAGCCUGGCUCAGAUUUGUAAUGCAGGUUUGGGAGAUGAGUCUGUCUGGUGGUGAUACCAAGUUCACGGUCUCAUCUUUAUCUUGCUCUUUUAUUCUUGGUCCAGUUGGAAGUACAGCAGAAGCAGCAAAUUAAAAAUGCCUGGUCCAACAAUUAACAGUUGCAAAGGCUGAGAUAAAGCAGGGGAAGGAUGCCACGCCUGCGUGGGUAUGUCCUUGACUGACUGCCCUUCAGCUUGAUGUCAGUGUCGUUCACUUCAAGCUGGAUCUCCACAUCUCAACAAGAAGUGUUGCAUUCGUAGGCGAGGGGAAAGGGUGAUUAAUUCCUAGGACAAAGCACAAUAAAACCGUUAGGAGUU
Molecule: messenger RNA, 4462 nt
Organism: Athene cunicularia (burrowing owl)
Lineage: Eukaryota; Metazoa; Chordata; Aves; Strigiformes; Strigidae
Gene: IFT80
Product: intraflagellar transport 80
Exons: 22
Coding region: 417-2771 (784 amino acids)
Biological process (GO): cilium assembly
Cellular component (GO): cilium; centrosome; intraciliary transport particle B
Molecular function (GO): protein binding
Source: RefSeq, a predicted model, not a curated record